AUGCAUUGUCACUCGUAACAUGUCUCCAGUAAGAGAGUCAGCAUGAAGAAGUCUCUUAAAGUGACCAGACCACGAAGCCAUGGGAGUGAUUCAGAUGGCACUGAUCAAGUUCAUGACCAAAGCAUCGUAAUCCCCACCGAACUCAACGCUAUAGCUGAUAGCUUCGAAAAGAAAGAACUCUCAUGGUUUAUCACUUCUCAAAUGAAAACUGAUUUAUCAAUCGAAGUUCAAGAUAUCACCUUUAAAGUUCACAAGUAUCCCUUGGUGGCAAAAUGUGGCUACAUAGGACGUUUAGAACUUCAGCCUUCACUCUCAAAUUCGGGGUACGACCUCAAGCUUGAAAACAUUCCGGGAGGACCAGAAACAUUCAAAAUCAUUUUAAAAUUCUGUUAUGGUCUCCCAGUAGACUUAAACAGUAACAACAUAGCUCCACUAAGAUGUGCAUCAGAAUUUCUAGAGAUGACCGACGAAGUAGAAGAUGGAAAUCUCAUCACCAAGACUGAAGCUUUCCUCACAUUUGUAGUCCUUUCCUCAUGGAAAGACACCAUUACUGUCCUAAAAUCCUGUGAAACUCUAUCUCCAUGGGCUGAAAAUCUCCAAAUUGUCAGAAGAUGCUGUGACUCGAUAGCUUGGAAGGCUUCUAGAGAAAUCUCAACAACUGGAGAUGCAGUUUAUGAAGAAGGGUGGUGGUUUGAUGGUGUGGCGGCCCUUUGCAUUGAUCAUUUCAUAAAGAUUAUAACAGCUAUAAGGGCAAGGGGAACAAAACCAGAGAUCAUAGGUAAAUGUAUCAUGCACUAUGCAGAGAGAUGGUUGCCUGACAUGGACAUCGAGUUAGGAGGACUAAGAGGAUAUGGGCAUGGAAAGAGUGAGCUGCAGCUCAGUAUUUAUAGUGGGAAGGAGGAAGGGGGCAUUGGACUCAGCAAGGAGCAAAAAACAAUUAUUGAAAGCGUAGUAAGCAUACUUCCUCCUCAACAAGAGGCUGUUUCAUGUAAGUUCCUAUUCAAGAUGUUAAAGAUGGCGAUGGUAUAUUCUGCAACACCAGCAUUGAUUUCAGAGCUUGAAAAGAGAGUGGGGAUGAUGUUGGAAGAUGCCAGUGUCAAUGAUCUUCUGAUCCCUAGUUACAAAAAUGCCAAUCAAGAAAAACUGGUGAAUUCACCUGAACAACACACAAUGCACGACAUAGAUGUUGUGCAAAGAAUAGUGGAAUAUUUUUUGAUGCAUGAACAGCAACAGCAGAAGCCUGGCAAAUGCAAUAUCAGUAAGCUCUUAGACAAUUACCUAGCUGAGAUUGCAAAAGACUCAAAUCUCUCUAUCACCAAGUUUCAAGUUUUAGCUGAAUCAUUACCAGAAAAUGCUCGACCAUGUGAUGAUGGUCUCUAUAGAGCCAUUGACAUCUACCUCAAGACACAUCGUUCACUAUCUGAGCAUGACAGUAGAAGACUCUGCAAAAUAAUGAACUGUGAGAAACUCUCUCUUGACGCAUGCAUUCAUGCCGCACAAAAUGAUCGAUUGCCUCUAAGAACCGUUGUCCAGGUGCUGUUUUCAGAGCAAGUAAAGAUGAGGGCAGCAAUGCAAGAGAAGGAGCCAGCACCAAGUGGAAAUAUCUCAGAACAGGAGGGAAACCAGUCAUCUACAGUCACGGAGAUCAAGAAUCUCAAGGCUGAGCUUGAGGUUGUAAAGACAAAGAUGGCAGAGCUGCAAAGAGACUACUCUGACCUGCAACAGGAGCAUGAAAAGCAAAACAAGCCAAAGAAUGUAACAGGUUGGAGUUUCACUUGGAGGAAGAUCAGGAACUCUUUACAUGCUAGAGUGGAAGGGGACGAAACUGGAGAUGGACAGCAGAGACCCAACCGCCUCAGACGAAGGUUAUCCGCCUCUUAAAUUUUCUUAGCAUCAAACAUCAUGUGAUACAAAUGCAACAAUAGCCUUAGAGAGGAUCAUCCCUAUCUCUGUUUCAGAUUCGGUGAGUUUUUUUGCACAAGGUUUGGA
This is a messenger RNA of Corylus avellana, 1989 nucleotides long. It is a transcript of the gene DOT3, whose product is annotated as Phototropic-responsive NPH3 family protein. NCBI's taxonomy places the organism in Eukaryota, Viridiplantae, Streptophyta, Magnoliopsida, Fagales, Betulaceae. The record is from RefSeq and is a predicted model, not a curated record. Gene Ontology annotation, molecular function: protein binding.